AUGCCUGAUAACAAGUCUUCUACCAAGUCCACCUCGGCGUUGGUCUCUGCGACUUUGCGAGAACACACCACGCCAUUGACCGAACGAACCGAAGCCAUCGUCUCGGCAUCACAAUCAAUAGCUGCGCAGAAACGCAUUCUGAUUCAGGACACGCAAAAACUGUCGCAACAAGCGCAAGAGCUCGAGAAGACAAUGAACCAGAGCGUGGAUCAGCUCAAGGAGCUGGGUGAUCUUCAGAACUGGGCCGAAGUUGUGUUUCGGGAUAUCUCAGUGAUAGAGGAGACUCUGAGAAUGGUCGAUGAACAGGAGGCGAACAACCAAGGAGGUGACAAUCCGGAUAGCAGAACCACAUAG
Aureobasidium namibiae CBS 147.97 is the source of this 354-nucleotide messenger RNA. RefSeq lists its product as uncharacterized. The transcript has a single exon. The record is from RefSeq and is a predicted model, not a curated record. The coding region runs from base 1 to 354 and encodes 117 amino acids. NCBI's taxonomy places the organism in Eukaryota, Fungi, Ascomycota, Dothideomycetes, Dothideales, Saccotheciaceae.